Striga asiatica is the source of this 1185-nucleotide messenger RNA. Lineage: Eukaryota; Viridiplantae; Streptophyta; Magnoliopsida; Lamiales; Orobanchaceae. The record is from the annotation of a GenBank genome assembly.
AUGCAGCGUCAUCGGAUUCAAUUCCACUUUUUGUUUUCUCUAUUUCAUCUGCUUAUUGGUGUUAUUCUUGGAAAAAGCAAGAAAUCCAACAUCGUCGUUCCCUUAACCGACUCCCACUCCUCCCUCCACUCGCAUUCCAAAACCAAAGGCCUCGUUGGCCUUUCGUGGCUUUUCCCGAGAGGCCUCAAGAAGAAGAACAAGAACGAGAAUUCGCAAAUCACAAAUUCUCGGCCGGAGGAUUUUGGGGUCUUAUCGAUCGAUUCGUUAAGACACGAGCUGGCGAGAGCGAACGAGGAUAAAAACGCCGCAUUAAACGAGGUUUUGGAAAUGAAAUCGUCGGUCGGCGAGCUUAGUCAGAAAUUGGAGUAUUUGGAGACUUAUUGCGAAGAACUGAAAAAGGUCUUGAGGCAAGUCAAGAAUUGUCCUCAAAUGCCGGGAAAUAGUGGAAAAUCGGUUGGUGAAAGUUGUGAAGAUGAUCAAAUAUUGCCGGUGAGUAAAGAGGUCAUGGUCGAGGGCUUCUUGCAGGUCGUGUCCGAAGCAAGAUUAUCGGUAAAACAAUUCUGCAAGACUUUGAUUAAGCAGAUAAUUGAAGAGAACGAUUAUACGCUAAAGGAUAAUUUGAACUCCCUCCUUCGGCCGUACAAGCUGUCGCUAAACUCGAAAUACUCGAAAGCCGUUUUGUACCAUUUGGAGGCCUUUGUAAACCAGUCUCUCUACCAAGAUUUCGAGAACUGCGUUUUUACGAAAAAUGGGGCACCGAAGCUUUUGGACCCGCAGCAAGAACGCGUGGCCAAGUUCCAAAUGUUUGUUUCGUUGAGGAAUCUGAGCUGGAAUGAGGUUUUGAGGAAAGGUACGAAAUAUUAUAGUGAGGAGUUUAGUAAGUUUUGCGACCAGAAAAUGAAUGGGGUUAUUGGCAUGCUCGGGUGGAUUAGGCCGUGGCCCGAGCAGCUGCUGCAGGCGUUUUUCGUGGCUGCAAAGUGCAUUUGGUUGGUGCAUUUGCUCGCCUUCUCGUUUAAUCCGGGCUUGGGCAUUUUGAGGGUCGACCAUAAUAUGCCGUUUGAGGGGAGUUACAUGGAGGACUUGUUUGGGGACAAGCAGAAGCCACAUGGGCCGGGGCGGGUCAAGGUUAUGGUGAUGCCUGGGUUUUAUGUGCAUGAUGAGGUGCUUAGGUGCAAGGAUAUUUAA